Molecule: messenger RNA, 310 nt
Organism: Staurois parvus
Lineage: Eukaryota; Metazoa; Chordata; Amphibia; Anura; Ranidae
Source: the annotation of a GenBank genome assembly
CUACAGGAGACGACCAGAGACUGCAGACAUAGUACAGGAAAUGACCAGAGACUGCGAGCAUAGUACAGGAGAUGACCAGAGACUGCAGACAUAGUACGGGAGAUGACCAGAGACUGCAGACAUAGUACAGGAGAUGACAAGAGACUGCAGACAUAGUACAGGAGAUGACCAGAGACUGCGGACAUACUACAGGAGACGACCAGAGACUGCAGACAUAGUACAGGAAAUGACCAGAGACUGCGGACAUAGUACAGGAGAUGACCAGAGACUGCGGCCAGGAGAUGACCAGAGACUGCGGACAUAGUACAGG